AGCAGUAGUACAGACUUGCCGAGUAGUACAGAGUGUAUGUACAGAGUAGCACAGAGCAGAGAGCCAGAGACGGAGACGAACAAUUGAAGAUUCGGUGGCACAAUCGCUUAGCUGCCAGAGUGAGUGCGUGUAAGAGCGAGAGGGAAGCUUAAGAAGCCCAGAAGAGCGAGAGAGAGAGUGUCUCGAGUGUGGAGAGGAGAGGAGAGUGUCAGUGUGUUGUAGUGGGGCUGUGGAAGACGAUGAUGGCCGCCACCAGCGAGGAACAGAGUGUUAUGGAUUCGUCUUUGAUAAAUUGUGGGCAGCAGCCCUCGGAUCGAUUGAAAAUGCUCUAUCCGAUGGUAAACGAGGAAGAGACGCCCUUGCCGAGGUCUUGGAGCCCUAAGGACAAGUACAACUACAUCGGGCUGUCCCAAAAUAAUCUUCGCGUUCACUACAAAGGUUUUGGAAAAACACACAAAGACGCUGCCAGCGUUCGCACAACGCAUUCGAUACCAGCUGCCUGCGGUCUCUACUAUUUCGAAGUUAAAAUAGUGAGCAAAGGGAGAGAUGGUUAUAUGGGAAUUGGUCUGUCGGCGCAUGGAGUAAAUGUUAACAGACUUCCUGGAUGGGACAAACACUCAUACGGGUAUCAUGGCGAUGAUGGUCACAGCUUUUGUUCUUCAGGAACUGGUCAGCCUUAUGGGCCGACUUUUACAACUGGUGAUGUUAUUGGCUGUGGUGUCAAUCUUGUUGAUAAUACCGCGUUUUACACUAAAAAUGGAACACAUUUGGGCAUUGCCUUCUCUGAUUUACCUCCAAAUCUGUAUCCCACAGUAGGCUUGCAGACUCCUGGCGAGGUAGUCGACGCUAAUUUCGGACAAACGCCCUUUGUGUUUGAUAUUGGUGAUAUGAUUAACGAGCUACGCGUACGCACGAGAUUACAGAUUAUCAAUUAUCCUACCCCCGACCAUGGUCAGGGACAGUGGCAAGCUGUUUUACACAAGAUGGUAUCAACGUAUUUGGUCCAUCAUGGUUACUGCGAUACUGCCGAAGCAUUUGCCAAUAGUACAGGACAACCUUUCGAUGAAGACUUCAGUUCAAUAAAAAAUAGACAAAGAAUUUUGAAGCUCGUACUCGCGGGUCGUAUGGGCGAAGCAAUAAAGUUGACGACAGAGUUGUACCCGACUUUAUUGGACCGGGAUCCGAACUUGAUGUUCGCUCUCAAGUGUCGUCAAUUUGUUGAAAUGGUUAACGGAAGUGAUUCCGAAGUUAAUCAGACGAUCGGGAGUUCAACAUCCGCCACCAACACUACCAUUACUGUUAAUAAUUCAAAUACCAACACUAAUACUAAUAUUAAUACUAAUGCUAAUACUAAUAAUACUUAUAGCAUUACCAACACUAACACUAAUACAAAUAUCAAUAUUAAUAUAAACACAAACACGAGUAAUGAUAACCAGACCAGUGUGAUACAGUCAACAAAAGCGUACAACAGCAAAUCGUCAAACGGGACUGUGGAAGAAAUGAAUUUAAACAACACGCUGAACGGAACCGUAGAUCAGCAGUUUAUAAAUGGACAAAUAGAGGAUGAUGUUGAUAUGGAGAUGGAGAGCAACACUGCGACUAUUAAUAAUAUUAAUGGGUUCAAAAAUACUACCAAUGGAUACCAGAAUGGUAAUCCUAAUUCUAAUGGGUACAAGUGUAAUGGAGAAGAUAUUGAUAUGGAAAUAGACAGUGCCAACCAAAACCAACAAAACGGCAAUAGUAUAGAAAACCCCAGUGUUAAGCUCAGUAAAAAACAAUUAUGUGGCGGUAAUAAGCAGGCGAUCGAAAAAAUGCUGGAGUUCGGACGGCAGUUGUACUCCCAAUCGAUACACCUGAGACAGUCGUACGGAAAGAAUGAAGCUAACAAAAAAAUGCUCCAAGACGCGUUUAGUUUACUCGCGUAUUCAAAUCCUUGGAACUCUCCUGUCGGCUGGCAGUUAGAUCCUCAGGAGCGAGAAACUGUCUGUGCUCGAUUAAACUCAGCUAUUCUCGAGUCUACAAAUCUUCCACGACGACCACCCCUCGAAGUGGCAAUAUCGCACGCGCGGGAGUUGGUCCGACUGAUGUCGGGCGCCGGUCUAGGAGCCUGCGGCUUUGCAGUAGUGGAUAACAUAAUCCAAUAUUGACGGUGCCUGUCUCUGGUGUCACGUCCAGUUCUCCAGCCUGCCCGAGUGUGGUGAGUGAUCUCGUAAUAACCUUCAAGGAUAUAAGUGUGAAGUGCCUGACAAUCUAAGAUCGAUCGAUGGACCUGCCAGCAACGAACUUGUUCCAUAUGUUCCAUAUGUUCUAUGGAACUAGCGCUACAUCUACACUAUUGUUAUGGUACUGGCCAAUUUAGUGAAUAAAAUUAUAUUUAUUUAUCCAACAAUAUAAAUAUAAAUACUAAAUAUUAAAUAUAUUAUUUAUAUAUAUAUAUAUAAAUAUAAAUAAAUAUUAAAAAAAUUUGUCGAUACGAGAGUCCAGUUCUAUUAUUAGAACAAUUGGAACCGAUGGAACCAUUUACCGAGUAGUUAUAGAUAAGGUGUAGCGCUGUUUUAUCGAUUAUCGGUAAUUAUAUCUGGAACGAUCUCACACCACAUGUAAUAACAAUUAAUAUAAACAAAAUAUUUUUAAUUAAAUUUAAUAAAAAAAAAUGUUUUGUGAACGCCCAACUAACCUGCCAACCAGAUUCUGUCAAUCAACGAAAGGCAAUUUUUAUUAGGCGGUUUACUCUUUCCUCGUUCUU
Molecule: messenger RNA, 2746 nt
Organism: Cotesia glomerata
Lineage: Eukaryota; Metazoa; Arthropoda; Insecta; Hymenoptera; Braconidae
Gene: RanBPM
Product: ran-binding protein 9
Exons: 7
Coding region: 240-2147 (635 amino acids)
Biological process (GO): cytoskeleton organization; cell surface receptor signaling pathway
Cellular component (GO): cytoplasm
Molecular function (GO): protein binding
Source: RefSeq, a predicted model, not a curated record